AUGCAGCCGCUCCCGGAUGAGGCCCGCAGGGAAGCGGCCGAGGACGCCCAGUGGUCCAGACCCGAGUGCCAGGUGUGGACAGGGACGCUGCUUCUGGGGACAUGCCUGCUAUACUGCGCCCGCGUCAGCAUGCCCGUCUGUGCCGCCGCCAUGAGCCAGGACUUCGGCUGGAAUAAGAAGGAGGCCGGUGUUGUGCUCAGCAGCUUCUUCUGGGGCUACUGCCUGACUCAGGUGGUGGGCGGCCACCUGGGGGACCGGAUCGGGGGUGAGAAGGUCAUCCUGCUGUCGGCUACCGCCUGGGGCUUCAUCACCGCCGCCACGCCGCUGCUCUCCCGCCUCAGCAGCGCCCACCUGGCCUUCAUGACCUUCUCUCGCAUCCUCACGGGCUUGCUCCAAGGGGUUUACUUCCCUGCGCUGACCAGCCUGCUGUCCCAGAAGGUGCGGGAGAGUGAGCGAGCCUUCACCUACAGCACCGUGGGGGCCGGCUCCCAGUUUGGGACACUGGUGACGGGGGCCGUAGGCUCCCUGCUCCUGGACUGGUACGGCUGGCCGAGCGUCUUCUAUUUCUCGGGUGGGCUCACCCUGCUGUGGGUGUGUUACGUGCACAGGUGUCUGCUGGGUGAGAAAGAUCUCAUCCUGGCCUUGGGCGUCCUGGCGCAGGGCCUGCCGGUGUCCAGACACACCAAGGUGCCCUGGAGACAGCUCUUCCGAAAGCCUUCUGUCUGGGCGGCCAUCAUCUCCCAGCUCUCGGCGGCCUGCUCCUUCUUCAUCCUCCUCUCCUGGCUGCCGACCUUCUUUAAGGAGACCUUCCCCAGCUCCAAGGGCUGGGUCUUCAACGUGGUGCCCUGGCUAGUGGCCAUUCCUGCCAGUCUGUUCAGCGGGCUUCUCUCAGACCGUCUCAUCAAUCAGGGUUACAGGACCAUCACUGUGCGGAAGUUCAUGCAGGCGAUGGGCCUCGGCCUGUCCAGCGUUUUUGCCCUGUGUUUGGGCCACACCUCGAGCUUUUGUAAGUCUGUGGUCUUUGCAUCAGCCUCCAUCGGCCUCCAGACCUUCAACCACAGCGGCAUUUCCGUUAAUAUCCAGGACCUGGCCCCGUCCUGUGCCGGCUUUCUGUUUGGUGUGGCCAACACAGCUGGGGCUUUAGCAGGAGUCGUGGGCGUGUGCCUGGGUGGCUACCUCAUCGAGACCACGGGCUCCUGGACGUCCGUGUUCGACCUGGUGGCGGCAGUCAGCAGCCUCGGGCUAUGCACCUUCCUGGUGUUCGGGAAGGCCCAGCGGGUGGACCUGAGCCCCGCCCAUGAGGACCUCUAG
Messenger RNA from Globicephala melas (long-finned pilot whale), 1311 nucleotides. RefSeq names its product solute carrier family 17 member 9 (gene SLC17A9). Gene Ontology annotation, cellular component: membrane. Gene Ontology annotation, biological process: transmembrane transport. NCBI's taxonomy places the organism in Eukaryota, Metazoa, Chordata, Mammalia, Artiodactyla, Delphinidae. Gene Ontology annotation, molecular function: transmembrane transporter activity. The record is from RefSeq and is a predicted model, not a curated record.